GAAAACCACAAUUAACGGUCCCACUUCAUAGAAAGCAGAUAAGUAGUAAUUGAAAAUGUGUGUGUGAUGAUGAUUUUGUAUGCAAGUUAUGGCCAUGGCAUCAGCAAAUAGCAUAAUCUCCAUUUCCUCUGCUUCAUUGUUGAAUCGAACUCAUCAACCAAAAACAACAACAUUAAUUAGUCUUCAAAAACACCAUGAACAACAAAGUAUUCCAUCAUCAUCCUCUUUAAGCGUCACAGCUUUUAAGAUAUCAGCUCCAACAACCAGAAGAUGUAGGUUGAGUUGCUCAGCUUCAGCAUCUUCCUUUUCCACUCUUCCUUCAGCUCUUCUUUUUGACUGUGAUGGAGUUCUUGUUGACACUGAAAAAGAUGGCCACCGUAUUUCUUUCAAUGACACCUUCCAAGAGAAAGAACUAAGUGUUACCUGGGACGUGGAAUUGUAUGGUGAAUUGCUCAAAAUUGGAGGUGGAAAAGAAAGGAUGACGGCGUACUUUAACAAGACAGGUUGGCCUGCGAAUGCCCCGACAGGUGAACAAGAAAGGAAAGAUUUCAUAGCUUCACUUCACAAGAGAAAGACAGAACUAUUCAUGGAACUUGUUGAGAAAAAGCUGCUGCCUCUUCGCCCAGGUGUUGCAAAGCUUGUUGAUCAGGCUUUAACUCAAGGAGUCAAUGUUGCAGUUUGCAGCACUUCCAAUGAAAAGGCGGUCUCUGCAAUAGUAUCAUUUUUACUAGGACCUGAGCGGGCAGAAAAAAUCAAGAUAUUUGCAGGAGAUGUUGUUCCCCACAAAAAACCUGAUCCAGCCAUCUAUCUACUGGCAGCCAGUACUCUCGGUGUUGAACCUUCGAGAUGUGUCGUGGUUGAGGAUAGUGCAAUAGGCCUUGCAGCUGCUAAAGGGGCCGGGAUGAAGUGUAUAGUAACAAAGAGCGGGUAUACAGCAGAUGAAGAUUUCUUAAAUGCAGAUGCUGUAUUUGACUUCAUUGGUGAUCCUCCUGAGGAGAGAUUUGAUUUGGCAUUUUGUGGUAGCCUUCUUGAGAAGCAAUAUGUCAGCUAGCAAACUGUGAAGUGAUCCGGAGGAUUUUGUAUGAUUCAAGUCUCCUUCACUAUUUCUAUCAAUGCUCAAUUCUUCAUAUGUUUUAAAGCCAAUAAUGAAAAAAAAUCAAUGUUUAUAUUGGUUGUGUAAAGAAGCUUGGUUCUUGUCAAGCUUCAUUUUUUAACUUUUUUUAUAUUAUUAUAUUAUUUACAUGAAGAGAACGAAUGAAAGCUUAAAAUUUUAUGUAAAUUAUGACUAAAAAUGUGAGCCUCAAUCUCUUCAUAAACUAAAAAACAUAUUUAGGGUGCUCUUUUAGCCCCUUU
Molecule: messenger RNA, 1353 nt
Organism: Trifolium pratense (red clover)
Lineage: Eukaryota; Viridiplantae; Streptophyta; Magnoliopsida; Fabales; Fabaceae
Product: CBBY-like protein
Exons: 8
Coding region: 80-1051 (323 amino acids)
Molecular function (GO): hydrolase activity
Source: RefSeq, a predicted model, not a curated record